Molecule: messenger RNA, 639 nt
Organism: Symbiodinium sp. CCMP2456
Lineage: Eukaryota; Dinophyceae; Suessiales; Symbiodiniaceae
Source: the annotation of a GenBank genome assembly
AUGCAGCCUCCGCCUGUGCCAAGCAGCCACCAAGCUCCUGACAUGCGCCCCCCUCGUGGCAUCGACCUCCUCGGGCGAGCCUUCUUUCGACUGCUGCGUGAAAAGCCGCUGGAGGCGGCUGAAGUCCGAUCCCUGCGCGCACACCGGGCGUCGCGCUCGGUAGCUGCCAUCUUCAGCGACGGUCGGGCGCAGGCCACCUCUGAUGCUCCAGGAGAGAAUAGCUGCGAGGCUUGGCACGCGACCGACAUUCUGGCAUUGACGGGGCUGCCCCCGACGGCAAAACUGCUUGGGGUGGCUUUGCAGUGGCUGCGGGCAGACGUCGUGGGUGACUUCGAGGCUCACUCCGCGCUGCUUUCGAGGAAGGACUCCGUAGAGAUGUUUGGCGCCAAGGGAUUUGAAUCCGUGCUUCGGUUCAAGCAGUCCUUCUUGGUACGUUCCGAAGACUUCGACAACUACGUCGUGGAUGCCGUCCUGGACGUCGAUGCUCCGAGCCACACCGUAGUUGCUUCCUUCAGCUGCCUCAUCCCGGGAAAAGAAGGCACAGGAACCGAUGUCAUCACCGUCGACCCAGCCGACUUCAAAGUGUAUCGUGUAAGGGCCCUUCGGCACACUGGAGCUGACGUACAAGCGUCAACGUGA